AUGGGUCAGUCCAGCUAUCUGGAGGGCGUGGACUCUGCUCUCGUCGUGAAAGCUCUCGCUGGUACUUGGGCAUUGUGGUACCUCUGGGGUGUCUUCUACAACAUUUUUCUUCAUCCUCUGGCCAAUGUUCCGGGACCGUUGCUGUGUAAAUUCAGCAAGAUACCCUGGGACUACUGGCAAUGGACCGGUCGCCUUCCCCAGCACACGGCCAAGGUGCACGCCCAGUACGGCGAGGUUGUCCGAAUCGGCCCCAACGAACUCAGUUUCACCAACAACGCGGCGUGGAAUGACAUCUUUGCCAAAGUGCCUGGUCGCGCACAGUGGCCGCGCCACCCCAAGCGGGUGCCCCAGGGCAAGAAUGGUCCUCAAAGUAUCAUGAACACUGCGGGAACCUACCAUGCUCGUUUCCGCCGACUGCUGAACUUUGCAUUCUCCGAGAAGGGUCUCCAAGAGCAGCAACACCUCAUCACCAAGUAUAUCGAUCUCUUCAUCAACAAGGUAGACGAGUUUGCGCAAAAAGGCCAGUCAAUUGACGUGACCAAGUGGUUUGUGAUGGUGGGCUUCGACGUCAUCAGUGACCUGGGCUGGAGUGAACCGUUCAACUGCGUGGAAAAUGGCCAGGUUCACGAAUGGAUGAAAACCUUUGCCGAGACCGCCUUCGAUACCCAGCUCAAGUUCCUCUUCCGUGAGCGAGGGUUGAUGUUCCUGGCACCGUACUUCAUCCCCAUGAAGCUCCAGCUCGCCCGUCUCAAUAACUUCAAGUAUGCCCGCGCUCGAGUCGAGGAUCGUAUCAAGACGGGCGGCACCCGCGGAGACUUCUGGGACAGGAUUGCGAUCAAAAGCGCCGACGACAACGCAGGCGGCGAGGGCUUGACUAAGGAAGAGAUGAUCGUUGCCGCUGUGACCCUGGUGGGCACCGGCUCCCAUACCAUCUCAACGCUGCUCACCGGUCUGGCUUACUUCCUCGGUACCAACCCUCAUGCCAUGAAGUCGCUCACCGAUGAGAUCCGUUCUUCCUUCAACUCGCCCGAGGAGAUUGACCUAGUCUCCGUGCACAAGCUGAAGUAUCUUACUGCGUGUCUCAACGAGACUAUGCGGCUGUACCCACCAGUCAUCAACAUGCUUUGGCGAACCCCGCCCCGUGGCGGUGGUUACGCCUCUGGCAUUUUCAUUCCCGAGGGAACGGGAUGCAACAUGUCCUUCUUUGGAAUUGCCCAGAACCCCGACUACUUCACGCGCCCGCUCGAUUUCUGCCCCGAACGCUUCAUGCCCGACCCGCCGGCCGAAUUCCUUGGUGACAAUCACGAGGCAUAUCAUCCGUUCAGUUUGGGCGCGUACAACUGCCUGGGCCAGAACCUCGCCAAUGCCGAGUCCCGAUUGAUCAUGACCAAGCUUCUGUGGUACUUUGACUUUGAGCUGGAUGGCAACGUCGACAAGGAUUGGCUGGAUCAGAAGUCAUUUGGCGUGUUCAUCAAGAAAGAUCUCCCGGUGAAAUUCCGCCCCGGUCCCAAUGCGAGGAGCGGCGUAAAUGGCAAAGCUGUCAAGAUCAAUGGCCACGCAAACGGUGCCACAAACGGUGGCGCGCACUAA
Molecule: messenger RNA, 1590 nt
Organism: Penicillium brasilianum
Lineage: Eukaryota; Fungi; Ascomycota; Eurotiomycetes; Eurotiales; Aspergillaceae
Source: the annotation of a GenBank genome assembly